Messenger RNA from Yarrowia lipolytica CLIB122, 1362 nucleotides. RefSeq lists its product as uncharacterized. NCBI's taxonomy places the organism in Eukaryota, Fungi, Ascomycota, Dipodascomycetes, Dipodascales. Gene Ontology annotation, cellular component: Swr1 complex; Ino80 complex; R2TP complex. Gene Ontology annotation, biological process: chromatin remodeling; box C/D snoRNP assembly; regulation of transcription by RNA polymerase II. Gene Ontology annotation, molecular function: DNA helicase activity; ATP binding; ATP hydrolysis activity. The record is from RefSeq and is a predicted model, not a curated record.
AUGGUGCAAAUCAACGAAAUCAAGAGCAAUUCGCGAGACACCCGCACAGCCGCGCACACACAUAUCCGUGGUCUAGGUCUCAACGAAAUGGGUGUCGCCAAGCCCAUUGAUGCGGGGUUUGUGGGCCAAACCGAGGCUCGAGAGGCCCUGGGACUGGUGGUUGACCUGAUUCGAGCCAGCAAGAUGAGCGGCCGAGGAAUCCUUCUUGCUGGCGGUCCCGGUACCGGAAAGACUGCUCUGGCGCUUGCCGUCUCGCAGGAACUCGGCCCCAAGGUCCCCUUCUGCCCCAUUGUUGGUUCUGAGAUUUUCUCCGCAGAGGUCAAGAAGACUGCUGCUCUGAUGGAGAACUUUCGACGGGCCAUUGGACUGCGAAUCAAGGAGACCAAGGACAUUUACGAGGGAGAGGUGACGGAGCUGACGCCCGAGGAGGCCGAAGAUCCCCUGGGAGGCUACGGCAAAACCAUCCGGUCGGUGGUGGUGGGUCUCAAGAGUUACAGAGGCACUAAGCAACUGCGGCUGGAUCCCAAGAUCUACGAGUCGAUUCAGAAGGAGCGGGUGGCCGUUGGCGACGUGAUUUACAUUGAGGCCAACACUGGUGCUGUCAAGCGAGUGGGACGAUCGGAUGCCUACGCUACCGAAUUUGAUCUCGAGACGGAGGAGUACGUUCCCCUGCCCAAGGGAGAGGUGCACAAGAAGAAGGAGAUUGUGCAGGACGUAACGCUGCAUGAUUUGGAUGUGGCCAAUGCACGGCCUCAGGGAGGACAGGAUGUCAUGUCGAUGAUGGGCUCGCUGAUGAAGCCCAAAAAGACAGAAAUCACAGACAAGCUGAGAGAGGAGGUCAACAAAAAGGUGCAGUCGUACAUUGACCAGGGAGUGGCUGAACUGGUGCCUGGUGUACUGUUUAUCGACGAGGUGAACAUGCUAGAUGUGGAGUGUUUUACCUACCUCAACCGGGCUCUGGAGUCGACAAUCUCGCCCAUUGUCAUCCUGGCGUCCAACCGAGGCAUGUGCCGAGUUCGGGGUGUGGACGACGAUGUGUCUCCUCACGGCAUCACCACCGAUCUGCUCGAUCGACUGCUCAUUGUGCGAACUCUGCCCUACUCUCUGGACGAGAUCAAGACCAUCAUUCAGAAGCGAGCUGUGGUUGAACAGCAGCAGAUUUCCGAGGACGCUCUGGACGCCCUUGCUCAACAUGGAGCCCGAACCUCGCUGAGAUACGGCCUUCAGCUUCUGUCUCCUGCUGGAGUGCUGGCCAAGAGCGAGGGACGAGACGUGGUGGAGGUCAAGGACGUGGAGGAGUGCGAGUCGUUGUUCCUGGAUGCUACUCGAUCUAAGGGGCGGUUUACUGACAAGUUUUUGUAG